CUGCCUUUGUGCCUUCUGUACGAUCAGUUUCGUCACCUCUUCUUCCCCUCUCACGCUUCACUUGUUAUAGUUCGUGGGUCUUACAGGAUCGUCCCCGACGGUUUCACUUGCUGUUUGAAAGGAUAAUUAGGUUGGAAGUCGCGCUUCGUGACUGGUCGGUAUAUGGAAUACGGGAAGAUUGCGUUUUUGAAUGAGCGAGUUUAUGUUGGGGGUUGGAUGUGGAGGCGAGAGGGGCGUGGCGGUGCUGGUGUAGAAGAGCAGGAAGGUCUAGUUCACGUUGAGCUAGGAUUGAUUACGGAGUGGGGCAUUUUGUUUUGAACUUGGAAAGUGGGGGGAGAGAGUGAGAGAGAGCGUGUGUGUGUGUAUUGAAGCCAUAAAUUGGAGUUUGAGAUCCGCGGAGAUUUUUGGCGAGGAAAGGCGAUCGAUUUUUAAGGGUGAAACUCAAUUUUUAACUAUGGCACCAACCCAGACACCCAUGCUAUUUGCCAUCGAAUACAAAGGCGUAAAGCGGCAAAUUAAGCCUUGCGGCAUACGCGAACCAAAGGGUCGAGUGAGGGGUUACAGAGUAGAGAUACGGCCGCCUGGCUCAUCAGACAAGAUCUGGGUUGGGACGUUCGACUCCCCGGACAAAGCCAUGCGGGCCUAUGACCUAUCUCUUCACCUCAUCGGGAAGGACCCCUACUACUACUUGUACCCCGAGAAAUACCUUCCUACGCGCCCCUUUUUGAGGCCGUCAAAGGACUUUGUUCAAAGCCAAGCUAGGAAAUACUCGAACAUGAUUUCCAACCUCAAGAUAAAUCCGGAAUGCUUAAUUCCAUUAGAAAGGAAUUUAUCGCAUUCGAACAAGUCCAGCACUAGGCGGGUGCGAACACCCUCGGGGUUGGGUGCCCCAGAGGUAGAAAGUACCGCUACGAGCGUGUCUCGGGAGGAUUCGAAGUUCGUCGACAUGGAGUCAAUGUUAGUGCCGCUCGAUUCUGCCAAAAAGAUGACGCCGGCCGCUGUGGAGAUCGUGGAUGGGCUUUUACAAGAUCUGGGACGUCCUGGAGCACUGUUUGAUCGAACGUUGAAAUACUCUGCCCCUCCCUUGGCUUUCACAGAAGACAAAGAGGUUGACAUGGAUGCGGUGGAGUCGCCCGCAUAUCAUGGGGGAUUAACCAACUCCAAGGAGUUGGUUGAUGAAAAAUACCAAAUUCGUGUGAUCCCACCCAUUGAGACAGAUAACGAAUUCUGUUUUCAAAACUAUUCCACAACACCACCGAAGUCUCCACAGGACUUGUUUCCAUCAUUCACUAGUUUCGAUUCGUUCAACGAGGACUGCGGCGGCGGUAGAUCAUCGUUGAGAAUGUGGUCCUCGAAAAGGAAGUACAUGGAAUUAGAGUGUGAUGGUGCAGGUGAGGAGUUUGACAGAUUCGGUGCACUGCGGAAGCUUCUCCUUGCAGAUGAUACAAGCACAGCACACGUCCCUGUUACUGCAGGGGACGAUGAUGUGAUGGAUUGCACAAGUGGACCAUUUACAAACUUGAGUGGGAGGCUCAAGAUUGCACAGAUGGAAAUGGAACUUCUGAAGCUGGUCUCUGUUGAAGAAAAUGCCAUCCCAACCGGGAUAGCCAGGAACUCGAUGGACACAGACAUGAUGGAAGAAAUGGAAGAAUCCUGGCUUUCAAGUUUAUUCAGUUAAACUGGAAGACCAGUACCUGUGUCAGGAGAGAAGGUUUUCGUCUUACAUCUUCUACUUGGAGUCCUAUGUUACGACACAACACAAUCGAGUCAUCAAACUUGUCAGCACACCAUUACAUUAGACGAGACACACCUACUUGGUACAAGUAGCUAUAGCACUUAAAUCAUGAAACAGCACAUCUGUAUACUAUAUAAACCACUGUGUAAUCUCUCAUGGAUAAGGUAGAAAUGCUAUUAGUCCGCUCCAAGCUCAGGAGCGUGGUUGAUGGUUCAGAAAUCGCUCUUGUUGAUAGCGAUGUUGCUGGUCUGGCUGGCCGGAAAUUGAAGGAUUCCAAGGCACGCUUAGACAUUUUUCUCCAUUGCCAAGAAAAGCAGUUUAUCCUGUUUGUUUUGCUAAAAUCCCUUACUACCUCAAAAGCAGAAUGGAAAAAACUUAAACAAC
Messenger RNA from Physcomitrium patens, 2119 nucleotides. RefSeq lists its product as uncharacterized. Gene Ontology annotation, molecular function: DNA-binding transcription factor activity; DNA binding. The record is from RefSeq and is a predicted model, not a curated record. Lineage: Eukaryota; Viridiplantae; Streptophyta; Bryopsida; Funariales; Funariaceae. Gene Ontology annotation, biological process: regulation of DNA-templated transcription.